AUGAAGGAGGCACAAGUCUAUGUUAAGGCCGAGUUACUCAAGUAUGCUACAUUAAUCGACCUUCCUGGCAGUGGUGACGAUGAUCCAGCUCGACGUGAGCGUUACAUUGAAUACAUGAAGUCGAGCACAGCUCUUUGUAUUUUCACACCCGCUGUGCGAGCCAACUCAAAUGCCUGCUAUCAAGAUUUGAUCAAACGAGCAAUUGGUGAAUUUCAGUAUGACGGGCGUUUGAAUCGCAUCGUGCUUGUAUGCACAAAGGCGGAUAACUGUGAUGAGAACGAGAUCCAUGAUGACAUGGAUCUGCCUGAAGUCAGAGCAGCCCGGAAGGCAAAAGUCAUAGCCGAUGGUGAGUAUCGUGCUAAGAUCGACGCAAUUGAGGAAGAUCGGAAACAGCUCGAAGAUUACAUAAAAAAAGCUCAUGACUGUCGUCUCGCUGCCAUUGAGUGGCAGAAGAGGAAGGUCAGCCUUCCAAAACUCAAGAGGCCACCAAAGACUCCAUGUUCACCUAUCGACGACAUCAUUCGGCCGCUGCUCACCGCACCACUCGAUGCAGCCUCAUGUGUGAUAGCCAAAACAAAGUGCACCGAAGAGGCAGCGCGACUGGCUGAGAUUUGUAUCAGUCUUCGCAGCUCCAUCAACGUGCAAAGGUAUGAGGCGAAGGAAUCGGAAUCGAGACGCGACUCGCUGCUUCUCGAGUACAAUCGAAUUGCUAUUGCAGCACGUUCCAGGUAUCUGAAGGCGAAACAAAUCGAGAAGUUCAUGGACCUGGUCGUGGAGAGACUGUUGGCAGCAGCAGAGGCUGACAGAGCAACACGAGGAAAAUAUGAAACCGUUGUGCCGAUUGAGGAAAUCCAAGCCGAAGACGUUCCUGUCUUCUGCACUUCCGCAGCGGAAUACAAGGCUUUGGCAAUGCCUAAUCCUGGAGAUUCGAAGGAGAGAACCAUCAAGAAUAAGGAAGACACGGAUGUGCCUUCUCUACAACGACAUCUUGCCAUUACUGCUCUUCGAUCAAGACAGAAUCUACUUAAAGAGCUAAAGCUCAGAUUGGAGUUGGCACACACUUCCCUCGCAGAAGCAAUAUCUAGCCGGCUAGAUGCGCUCCCUUGCGACAUCAAGGUCGCCGAUCUUAAUAUCAGUGACUUCCGGUGCCGACUCCGCAAUUUUGUCUACUCUGUCCAGGCUGCUGUGAAAGCUGUUCGUAGUGGAGUGGAUGCCAGUUAUAGACGACAAUUCAAUAUUCCAUUCGGUCAAAUUGAGAUCCAAGUACGAAAGCAGACUUACGAGGAGAUGCACCUAUAUGCUGAAACGCCGAAACCAGAUGAGCCCAAUAAACAGCGAUUAUACUGGCAAGAGUACAAGGCUGUUUGUCGAAAUCAGGGUUUCUGGAAAGGGAAACGAAAGAGAGAAAUUGCUUCUAAUCGUCUUAUAACUGAUAUCAUACAAUUAUGCUUAGAGAAUAAGCUUAAAUUCCUCUUCUCGCAAGAAACGUAG
Molecule: messenger RNA, 1491 nt
Organism: Lithohypha guttulata
Lineage: Eukaryota; Fungi; Ascomycota; Eurotiomycetes; Chaetothyriales; Trichomeriaceae
Exons: 1
Coding region: 1-1491 (496 amino acids)
Source: RefSeq, a predicted model, not a curated record